Molecule: messenger RNA, 926 nt
Organism: Nematolebias whitei (Rio pearlfish)
Lineage: Eukaryota; Metazoa; Chordata; Actinopteri; Cyprinodontiformes; Rivulidae
Gene: syndig1l
Product: synapse differentiation inducing 1-like
Exons: 3
Coding region: 1-813 (270 amino acids)
Cellular component (GO): intracellular membrane-bounded organelle; membrane
Source: RefSeq, a predicted model, not a curated record
AUGGAGAACCUCAGUGAACUCCAGAACCCGCUGCUGGACAAAAACAGUAAGCAUAUGGUCAACGGUUAUGGCGGAGACUUUCCAAAUAACCAAUACCAAGAAAACAUUAUUAAUUACUUUGCUGGAGGGGGUGGAGGAGGUGAGGGGGAGGGAGGAGGAGGAGGAAAAGGGAGUAAUGGCAAUGUAAUGAGUGGAGGAGGAUACAGCACCAACGGGAAGAUUAAGUCUCAGCAGUUUCUGGACGCCACCUCGUUGCAUCUGGCGGUGGAGGCUUUCUACAGGCCCAACUUCAUCCUGUACAAGGAGGACAGCGGCAGCAUCAAGGCGAAGGAAUACAAAAGUGAGUGCUGUGAGACAACCUUCACAGAGAAGAAGGAAAAGGAGGCAUCCAACACACCAGGAGGGGAUGCACCUGGCAUGGAAGACCCUCAAACCAAACUGCUAGAGGAUGGUGAACAUGUCAAGAUUCAAACAGUUUCAUACGAGGUGGAGGAGGAGGAGUAUGUGGAGUAUGAGACCGACUGCUCCAGUGACAGUGAGAGCGAAGAUAACUUCAUCGUCGUCCCACCUAGAGACCACCUUGGCCUGGCCAUAUUCUCCAUGCUCUGUUGUUUUUGGCCUUUGGGGAUUGCGGCCUUCUACUUCUCACAGGGGACAACCAAGGCAGUGAAUAAAGGUGACUUCCCACUGGCCAACAUUGCCUCCCGGAGGGCUUUGUUCCUUGCUGCUCUCUCCAUCACUAUAGGCACCGGUGUGUAUGUAGGUGUGGUGGUUGCUCUCAUUGCCUACCUCUCUAAACCAGGACACAUAUAGCAGAAGUUCCCUCCUUUCACACAAAUCCAGGCAGCCUGAGAAGAGAACACCCUCCUUGGUCAGGGGGGACAUCGUUGCACCUGCACACUUUGAGGAAAACUUGAUGUGGAUGU